This is a messenger RNA of Bombus huntii, 2295 nucleotides long. RefSeq names its product COMM domain-containing protein 4. The transcript has 8 exons. The record is from RefSeq and is a predicted model, not a curated record. The coding region runs from base 226 to 792 and encodes 188 amino acids. NCBI's taxonomy places the organism in Eukaryota, Metazoa, Arthropoda, Insecta, Hymenoptera, Apidae.
UAAAUGGUAGGAAAGAAGUCAGAAAAUCAACAAACUAUAAUCAAACUACGUCGUACAAACAAAAAUAUCGAUAACGUGCAAUAUAGUUUGCAAUACGUUCAAUGAAACAGAUAUUUACAAUGUAAACUGGAAAGGGAUUGAAUAUAAGUACGCUGUUUCUUUCUGCGUCAUGAAAGACGCAUCAAGAACCGAUACAUCCGAUAUUUCAGAAGAAAUCGAUAAACCAUGAAAUUCAGAUUUUUAGGCGAUGGGGAUUGCCCCGAUUGGUUGCUGGCUGAGAUCAACACGUUGUCACGUAUGACAUCAAUCAAAAUCAAAAUACUGGGCCAAACGGUUGCAAAGUAUCUUACGGAGAGAGAUCUCGAUGAGGAGAAGGUCAGAAAAAUUACUCAAGACGCUAAGGUUGAAUUAAACGACGCAAAGGCUAUGGUGGCAGCUCUCGAAUUAAUUUUCACAUCGUCCGCCCGAUAUGGCGUUUCCGCUGCUGAUCUAAGCAGUGAGUUACAACAGCUGGGACUACCUCGCGAACACAGUGCUGCGAUUGCCAGACUACAUACGGAUCAUUGUCCUCAAAUUACGGCUGCACUUUCUUCGCAGUCUUUAAGAGUCAGCAGAUUAUCGUCGAUCGAAGUUCUAUCCUGCGACAAUUCCACGCCAUUCUCCACGGUGUCUCUCAAAUUGAAGAAACUGGACGGAAACGUAGAAGAUUCCGUUAUUAAUAUAUCAAAAAAGGACGUUCACGUUCUACUGACAGAACUAAGAAGAGCCAAAUCCUUGAUGGAAAAUCUUUAAAUACUUGAAAAUUACAUUCUAUGCAACGGUACACACAGCGUGAUCAUCUUCAUCGAUAAGAAUAUUGUAAACUAUAUAACGUCGUCAAUAAUAACAUUGCAAAAUGAAAAUAUUUUGUUCUUUAUUUUCGACAGAAAUCAAUAUUUCGUAAUAAAAGCGACAAACAUUUCCGGUAAAGGAUGAAGAGGGAAUAUACGUACUUUAUCGAAAAUAAAUAUCUCUCCAAAUUAAAAACAAAAAGUUUUUAAGUAAAUGAAAAACACGAGAGUACAAGGAAAGAGUAUUGCUAAGGUAUAAUGUAUAUUUAUUAUAUUAUCAUUUUUUGUCAUAUAGCAUAACAUUGUUAUUUCUAUAGUAAUAAUAAUAAUCAUAAUCAUAAUAAUCAUAAUCAUAACCAUAAUCAUAAUAAUAAUAGUAAUUAUAGCACCAUGAACACUCCACAGUAAGUUUUUUUUUUUUUUGUUUAAUUCGUUAUUCGAAAAACACGACGCGCUGAUGCGCUUCAAGGGGUGAGAACCGCGAUUUGUAUAAUAAAUACAAUUGUGAAAAACUGUACUUCGUCUUACAUCUGCGGCGCAGUCUCGUAACGGCAGAAAAUCGACUGUGAAGAAGAAUGACUAGAUGAUUUUUUUAAUAUUAGGAAACGAGAUUUUCUUCUGACUAGAACAUUAGCGUAUCCGAUAUUUCGCGUGGAGUAAACAAACUCUUGAUUUAUCAUGUCUCGGUAGACCGAUUGCUUUACUUUUCUUUUUCAUUUUUUUUUUUUUUUCUGUCUUUUCAACAUUUUGUCCCUUUUUGCAUUCGUCUCGUUUGAUCGCUGAUUCGACGUUGCUUCGUACAAUGUACUCUUUUUGAUCCAGCAAAAUCUCUUUAAAAACACAUGCCAAAAUUCGAACGUGAGCCCUUACCCCGAUACGCUCGAGUGUCGGAUACGUGUUAAGGGCGUAUGAAACACACUUCAUACGACGCUCUUUUUAAGUUGAUAUUCAAAUAAAACCGUAUCACCGUUCUCACACCCGUUAAGCAUCGCGAUUUAGGGGUUCGUACAGGUGUCGAGGUUCGCACUUCUUAAUCCUUCGCAUAUUCUUUUUCCUCCCGGAAUUAGAUUUCUUUCUAGUUUUUUUAUUUUGUCUCUGACUUUCCAUUCAUAUAUUAUAUGUAUAUUUCUUGCGUCGUAUGCAUGUAUUAUGUAUGUGCAUACGCACGGUUUGUACGUAUGUGUCUGUGUCUGUGUCUGUGUGUUUGUGUGUGUUCAUAUAUAUAUAUAUAUUUAUAUAUAUACCUUUUUGUUCUUCUUUAUAUUUAAUCUAAACUGUCUUAAUGAAAGCUCGUUCUUAACUUUUAUAUUCAUCCUCGUUUCUUUUUAAUUAAAAUUCUCUUUCAUCUUCGUUAGCUCGUCGAGGACGAGCGCAUACCUAACCAUUCGCUUCGUUUUACCAAUGUUAAUAUAACUGUGUUUGUUUACUCGUUUCGAUCGUUCUCGUUACAUAUUCAAUUUCAUAA